AUGCACACAGUAUAUCGUGGCACUAAGUGCGACUUUUCUGGCAGCGAUGGAGAUGAGCAUCACUCCACAGGAUAUACCCGACCAAGCAGCACUUCGAUAGCGAUGUCGACCGUCCGUGCCAGAUUUGUCGAAAGCAACGCGGUCAACGCCCCCGUGGUGGCCCAUGUCAAGGGAAUCAAACCCAUUGAUCAAGCCCGCGCUGAAGCUAUCUUAACCAAGUUCAUCAACACCACUGAGAGUAUCUCUACCGGUGCUAUUGCCCCUACUGAAGCUGCCGCCUUUGCCAACACUGGAAUGUCCACUUCUGCUGGAAAAAACCCAGUUUUGGGACAAUUAAGAAGAGUUCAAAGAGACCUCAGAGGGUUGCCUCCUCUUCUGGCAGACCUCGAGUUCAAUUCUAACAAGAGACCGAGCGAGACCAGCGAGCCUGCCCAGAAUAAGAAGAUCAAGUUCGAUGAUAGCGACGAUGAAAGCGCUCUUCCUGAGAAGGUAGAGGUGGAAAGCACGAACGAGCAGGAAUCUGCGGACGAGGCUGAGAGCUCACAGGUUGAGAACAGCGACGAAGAUGAGGAAACAGAGGUGAGAGUGGAAAAGGAGGAGAAGAAGGCAAAGAAGGAGAAGAAGAGCAAAAAGGAGAAGAAGCCAAAGAAGGAGGAAAGCGACGACAGCGAGUAA
Molecule: messenger RNA, 675 nt
Organism: Australozyma saopauloensis
Lineage: Eukaryota; Fungi; Ascomycota; Pichiomycetes; Serinales; Metschnikowiaceae
Exons: 1
Coding region: 1-675 (224 amino acids)
Source: RefSeq, a predicted model, not a curated record